Aureobasidium namibiae CBS 147.97 is the source of this 12996-nucleotide messenger RNA. Its product is annotated as dynein heavy chain. The coding region runs from base 1 to 12996 and encodes 4331 amino acids. Gene Ontology annotation, molecular function: dynein light intermediate chain binding; dynein intermediate chain binding; ATP binding. The transcript has 2 exons. NCBI's taxonomy places the organism in Eukaryota, Fungi, Ascomycota, Dothideomycetes, Dothideales, Saccotheciaceae. Gene Ontology annotation, cellular component: dynein complex. The record is from RefSeq and is a predicted model, not a curated record. Gene Ontology annotation, biological process: microtubule-based movement.
AUGGAGGACCCUUUGGUUCCGGCCACGAAUGGAGCGGCCAUUGGAAGACCUGUUUCGCCUGCUCCGCCGGUCACAUCGACGAUAGACCCUCAAUUAAUCAUCUCAUAUCUGGAAUCCGUCCUCCAUGUCACCCUAGGCGCAUCGAGGGAGGAGCUACAGGCCAACAACAGUUUCCUGAGUCAGGAAAACUUGCCAGAGACACUUGCGCGAUGUCAAAGAUUCGCCUCCGACGCCCAGGUUGCCAUAUAUGUCCAGCAAGAGGCCCUGGACACUGCAGAUGGCAUCCAGGGUGAUGGUGAUGCUCUGAUAUCGACGCAAUCUACAUAUCUUCUCGACUCGAAGCUCACCUACACACCAUCAACGGCCUCAUGCGUUGCCAUUCUCAAACGCCCUGUGCCCAUCCUACCCACCGUUCCCAUCAGCAGCCAGCUGUCAGUAAUCAACCUGCCCGGUGCAGGUGCCUCCUUAUCGACGAACCCCAACGCUGGCUCUUCCGCAUCACCAUUUGAAGCCCUACACUCUCUCGUACAUUUUGCCUUGGCCCCCUACUUCGAUGCCUGCACAAAGAACCAAGAAUCGAAUCAUGCAUACACCAAACACACAGAUGCCGAGUCUCGUACUGGUAUUCCUGGAGCAAAGAGGAGGAUAGCUGAGCUCGAACUCAGUCUGCGGAAUCUACAACAGAACAUCGAUGUGCCCGACCUGCAUCUACCUAUACACCCCGUAAUCCAAGCCGCUGUCGAUGAAGCUGCCGCCCGCGCCGAGAAGCCCACUCCAGCACACCUACCCCAAUCUUUGCUCACCGAUGCUCACUUCCUGAACAACCUGCAAGCUGCCGUAAAUGGCUGGAUCAAGGCGAUUCAGGAGAGCACCCAGCGCUCCCGCGACCCCAGCACUGGCACGGCCAUGCAAGAGAAGAAUUUCUGGUUGUCCAUGGAGUCCGCUUUGGACAGCAUUGAGCGUCAGCAAAACAGCGAUCCUGUACGUCUGUCGCUCGACGUACUCAGUCAAGCCAAACGUCACGCGACUGCUGUCAGUUUCCACGCGGAUACUGGUUUCAAAGAGGCUGCCGAUAAAGUGACCAAGUACAACCAGCUAAUGCGAGAGCUUCCGUUGGAGGAGCUGCUUGCCGCUGCUACUUUGGUCAAGAUUCAAGAAGCGCUUGACCAAGUCUUCCAGCAUAUCAACAAGAAACUGAGAGUGUGCGCAUACCCAAUUCGCCGUGCUUUGCCCUUGGUUGAAGCCAUCUCUGGUGAUCUGGAUACAAGACUCCACGAAUUGCUUCACGGUCGCAGCCUCAUGCAUCUCGACUUUCAGGAGUUUCAAAGCCUGAUGGCUGCGACGGAUAAGAUUUGGGACAUCUGGGAGGAAAACUUCAAGGAGUUUGCUAAUGCUGCAAGAGAGGUAAUUAGACGCAGAGGCGAGAAGUUCAUUCCUAUCAAGAUCGACCCAUGUCACAAGCAGACCAAGGAUCGCCUAAGGUACAUCAACACUUUCCGCGUCAAUCACGAACAGCUUCGCGACACCAUCGCCAACGUGCUGGGUGAAGAUCAGGACAACAUCCACAAUGAUGGUGUCUCUGGCUCGGUCAUUAUCGAAGAGAUGGGCGACGUCGACGCAAUCGAUGAGAUCUCUCAAGCGUACUCUGUCCUGAAAGAUGUGGAUGUCCUUGAUGUUUCUGAAGAGGGUACUCGCAUCUGGGUGCGUGCCGAAGCCACAUACAAUGAACGCACAGCACGAGUCGAGAAUUCAAUCAUUGCUCGCUUGAGAGACCGCCUAGCACUCGCCAAGAACUCGAACGAGAUGUUCCGUGUCUUCUCAAAGUUCAAUGCUCUUUUUGUCCGACCAAAGAUUCGAUCUGCCAUUUCUGAAUACCAAACGCAGCUGAUUGGGAAUGUCAAAAACGAUAUUGCAGCAUUGCAAGAGCGUUUCAUGCACCCGUAUGGUCAUACUGAGACACAUGCCAUGGCUCAGCUUCGUGAUCUGCCACCUGUCUCUGGCGCCAUCAUUCGUACACGCCAGAUAGAGAGACAACUGAACGCCUAUAUGAGUAAGGUGGAAGACGUUCUCGGCAAGGACUGGGCCCUCCACGUUGAGGGUCAGAAACUUCAGACCGAGAGCAACAUGUUCAGAAAGAAGCUCGAUGUCAAGCCCGUGUUCGACGAGUGGCUACGAGACGUCAACCGCCGACAACUCUCAGUUUCUGGCCGCUUGUUCGCUAUCAGCCGCAACCGUGCCAGUGGUAACAUUCUUGAAUUGAGUGUAAGCUUCGACGCCCAAGUUAUUACCCUCUUCAAGGAAGUUCGCAAUCUGCAGUGGCAGAAGUUCACAAUCCCUCACGCCAUCAGCAACACUUCCAAAGAAGCAAGGCGCGUCUACCCUUACGCCGUCAGCUUGAUGGAGAGUGUUAAUACCUACGCUCAGACCAUCAACGCGAUCGACAGUAUGCCUGAGGUCUCGAUGCUUGUAAACGGCGUUCGAAGUGAGGUGCAAGGCCUCAUUGCAAAGGGUACCCCUCUCAAGUGGGACAGUCUUUCAGGUGCUUACGAAGUCAACGUCCGUCAGAUGCCAACGGGCUCCUCGGAUCAGACAGAGAGCAAGCAUGUCAAGUUCAUCAGAGAUUUCGCCAAGGCGAUUCGUGAUUUGCAAGAAAAGACGUCGCUAUUAUCCUCGAUCAACAUUGCUGUCCAAACUGCGCUGACUGAGCUCGAAACAUGCUCUUACACCCAAGAAGCAUUUAGACAACAGAUUGACGUCAUCCAAAAAUCCGUCGACCAACUGAACCUGAAGAACUUCUCCAAUCUCUCCCUGUGGGUCGCUGAGACGAAUAAGAAGGUUCAACUCGUCUUGUUAUCUCGCCUGCAACACGCUCUAAGGCAAUGGAUUGCUAUUUUCGCUGCACUGAAGGAUGAUGAUGACGAUACUGAGGAUGCAGAGCAAGACCGCGAUGUACCUCACUUCGAGCCCUGUAUGCACGAGAUGGCUAUGCGAAACCAGUCAAUCUAUCUUGAUCCUCCGCUUGAAAGUGCAAGAGCUACCUGGCUUCAGCACCUUCAUGACUGGCUCAGUAUCGUCUGCAGUCUACCAAAGAUCCAAGCCGAAAGAUUCGAACUUGCUCUCGGUUUUAACCAAGAUGCUGUCGCUGCUACUUUCUCCGACCUGCCUUUGCUGUGUGUUGAUCCUCUGUCAAAUGCCUACAACGCAGUGGAAGACAAGAUUUCUGUCAUUGGCGGAUAUGUAGACCAAUGGCUCCAGUUCCAGUCUCUGUGGGAUCUGCAAUCUGAGCAGGUGUAUGAAUACCUGGGUGAAGAUCUCGCAAUGUGGUUACAGCUUCUACUCGAAAUCCGCAAGAAGCGUGAGACCUUCGACACAACCGAAACAACCCGCUCAUUCGAUCAUCUCACAAUCGAAUACGAGCAAGUGCAACUCAAGGUCAACGCCAAGUAUGACCAGUGGCAACACGAGUUGCGUACACAAUUUGCUCAGCGACUCGGCAACCGCAUGUCUGAAGUAUUUGCUGCAUUGCAGAAGGCCAGACAGGAACUGGAAGGACAGUCGCUGGAGGCCAGUUCUACUGCCCAGGCUGUAACAUUCAUCACCACUGUACAACAAUGCAAACGCAAGGUCAAGGCGUGGGAGCCGGAAAUCAAUACUUUCCGCGACGGACAAAAGACUCUAAUUCGACAGAGAUACCAAUUCGCUACCGACUGGCUGUAUGUCGAACAGAUCGAUGGCGAGUGGACUGCACUCAAUCAGGUCCUCGACCGAAAGAGCAAGGUUAUCGUAGAUCAAACCGAUGCUCUCAAGGCCAAGAUUGUCGCAGAAGACAGAGUUGUGGCUGGCCGCAUCACCGAGAUGACCUCUUCCUGGAACGAUAGCAAGCCUGUAUCUGGCACUAUCCCGCCCGAGGAAGCAGUCUCGACCCUGGCUGAAUUCGAGACUGGCUUUGCACAGUUGAACGAGCAGUCAGAAAUGGUCGCCAAAGCCAAAGAGGCUCUUGAUUUACCGCCUAGCGCCGAUUACGGUCUUGCCUCGCUCCUGGAGGAGGUACAAGAUUUCAAAUCUGUAUGGGCAAACCUGAAGAUGGUUUGGGAUGGACUUAACGAGCUCCGCGAACAGCUGUGGUCUAGCAUUCAGCCCCGAAAGCUUCGCCAAUCUUUGGAGAAGCUCAUCCAAAUGACAAAGGAAAUGCCUAGCAGAAUGCGUCAAUACGCAGCAUUUGAGCAUGUCCUCGGUGUGCUUCGUAGUCUCCUCAAGGUCAACCCCAUCCUCUCUGAUCUGAGAUCAGAUGCCAUCAAGGAGAGACACUGGAUCAAGAUUUUCAAGGCUCUCAAGCCAUCUCAGCGCUAUUCGUCCAUCUCAAUGACACUGGGUGACAUUUGGGACUUGCAACUUGGGCCCAGUGAGGUCAUCAUCAGGGAUGUGAUCACCCAAGCUCAGGGAGAGAUGGCUCUUGAAGAGUUUUUGCGUCAAGUCAAGGAUACAUGGCAGAACUACACACUCGAGUUGGUGAACUAUCAGAGUCGCUGCAGACUUAUUCGUGGCUGGGACGAUCUCUUUGCCAAGUGCAGUGAGCACCUCAACUCAUUGCAAGCGAUGCGUCACUCUCCCUACUACAAGGUCUUUGAAGAAGACGCAUCUACGUGGGAGGAGCGUCUUAAUCGCGUCCACCUUCUGUUUGAUGUAUGGAUUGAUGUGCAGCGCCAGUGGGUCUACCUGGAGGGUGUUUUCACCGGCAACGUUGACAUCAAAACUCUGCUUCCGAUGGAGUCCAAUCGCUUCAACAACAUCAACACCGAGUUCUUGGCUGUUCUGAAAAAGGUGUACAAAUCACCUUUGGUGCUUGAUGUACUCAACAUUCCUGGUGUGCAAAAAUCUUUGGAGCGUCUUGCCGAUCAGCUGAACCGAAUCCAAAAAGCUCUCGGAGAGUACCUUGAACGCGAGAGAGUGUCGUUCCCUCGUUUCUACUUCGUUGGCGACGAGGAUUUGCUCGAAAUCAUCGGCAACAGCAAUGAUACUCUGCGCAUUGCUAAGCACCUGAAAAAGAUGUUUGCUGGUAUCUCCGGUGUUGUCACCGAUGAAGAAGCCAACAUCACUGGCAUCACAUCACGAGAAGGAGAGCGGGUCAUGCUCAAAAAGAUUGUUUCUCUCUCCAAGACACCUAGAGUCAAUGAAUGGCUUGGUGCACUGGAGACAAACAUGAAAGAGACUCUCGCGGAGUCUUUCACCGAAGCAUACACUACCUUUGAUGAGCUUGCUGGUCAAGACAACAUCGAUGGUUCUGCUUUGGAGGCUUUCAUCAACGACUAUCCUGGUCAGAUCGUCGUACUUGCCACUCAAGCAUGUUGGACAAGGUGGGUUGGAACAGCGCUCAGCGAAAGCGGUGCUUCAUUGCCACAAUUGUUUGAUCGUCUAGUUGAGAUUCUGCGUCUUCUCGCGGCUUCGGUCUUGGGCGAUCUCAAUGCUCUGUACAGAAAGAAGUGUGAACACCUCAUCACUGAGUUCGUGCAUCAAAGAGACACUGUAGAAAAGCUUGUGAACGCCGGUGCUGACUCCCCUACUCACCAUCUCUGGCUCUUGUCGAUGCGCUACGAGUACCAGCCUGAAGCCGAGCUGCUGGAUCGCGUUCAGAUCAAGAUGGCAAAUGCUGUUCUUGCGUACGGUUUCGAAUAUCUUGGUGUACCCGACCGCCUUGUGCGCACUCCUCUGACAGAUCGUUGUUUCCUUACUCUUACUCAAGCUCUCUGUCAGAGGCUUGGUGGUUCGCCAUACGGACCUGCAGGUACUGGUAAAACCGAAUCAGUCAAGGCUCUCGGUGUCCAGCUCGGCCGCUUUACCCUGGUCUUCAACUGUGACGACACCUUCGACUACCAAGCCAUGGGUAGAAUUUUCCUCGGUAUCUCGCAAGUCGGUGCCUGGGGAUGUUUCGAUGAAUUCAAUAGACUGGAAGAGCGUAUCCUAUCUGCUGUCUCACAGCAGAUCCAGAACAUCCAGCUUGGUCUACGCAAGAGCACUAGCGAACAAAAGGCACAGAUUGAGCUCAUCGGACGCCAACUCAUCGUGCACCAGAAUACUGGUCUGUUCAUCACUAUGAACCCUGGCUACGCAGGUCGUUCAAAUCUGCCCGACAACUUGAAGAAGUUGUUCCGCAGUGUUGCUAUGUCGAAGCCCGACAAGGAGUUGAUCGCCGAAGUCAUGCUUUACUCUCAAGGUUUCUCACAAGCCAAGCCGCUCUCAAGACAAGUUGUUCCCUUCUUCGACCGCUGCGGUGCUAGUCUUUCGGCUCAGCCUCACUACGACUUCGGUCUUCGUGCUUUGAAGAGUGUCCUUGUCAGCUCCGGUGGCCUUAAGCGAUCACGCCUUGUGGACCAUGCAGGGGAGACACUACCCGAAGAGAUCGUCGAGCCUCAGAUCAUCGUACAGAGUCUUCGCGAAACCAUUGCACCCAAACUUGUGCGACCCGAUGUCGACAUCAUGCGUCAAGUCGAGGAUGAAGUUUUCCCUGGCGUACAGUAUGUGCCAGCUGAAUUGGCAGACCUUAAGAAGGCAAUUAAAGACAUCGCUGCCGAGAACAAGCUGAUCGCGACCGACUCAUGGAUGACCAAGGUACUCCAGCUUUACCAGAUUCAGAACAUCCAUCACGGUGUCAUGACUGUUGGUAGCUCGGGCACUGGCAAAUCCACUGCCUGGAAGACUUUGCUCGCUGCUCUGCAACGUGUCGACGGUAUUGAAGGAGUUUGUCACAUCAUCGAUCCCAAGGUCAUGUCAAAAGAGAGCCUUUAUGGCACCCUUGAUGCGACUACCCGCGAGUGGACCGAUGGUCUUUUCACCAGCAUCCUCCGAAAAAUUGUCGACAAUCUGAGAGGUGAAGAUAGCAAGCGCCACUGGAUUAUCUUUGACGGCGAUGUCGAUCCUGAAUGGGUUGAGAACUUGAACAGUGUUCUUGAUGACAACAAGCUGCUUACCUUGCCUAACGGUGAGCGUCUCAACCUGCCUGCGAACGUCCGCAUCAUGUUCGAAGUCGAGACCCUCAAGUAUGCCACCCUUGCCACUGUCAGUCGUUGCGGUAUGGUCUGGUUCAGCGACGAUACUGUGACUACUGAGCUGAUGAUCUCGAACCAUCUUGCCGAGUUGCGCAGUGCAAGCUUCGACGACCUAGAUGAAGAUUCGAUCUUAACCACCCAGACUGCUGCUGCUGUUGAAGCCGUGCAAAACCAAGUCGCGGAUCUACUCCAAGAACGUCUUGCUUCCAACAACUUCUGUACCCAAGCUCUUAGUGAAGCCAAGGGUUACAAUCAUAUUAUGGAGUUCACAGAGAUCAGAGCUCUAACUACCUUGUUCUCUCUCCUGCGCAAGGCCUGCAGAUCGAUCAUUGAGUAUAAUGUACAACAUCCCGAUUUCCCUCUAGAACUCGAGCAGAUCGAGUCGUUCAUGUCCAAGAAGCUUGUGCUCGCCAUCAUCUGGUCUUUUGUUGGAGAUUGUCCUCUGACAGACCGCAAGACUUUCGGCGAUUACAUUUCCAGCCUUGCUUCUAUCGAUCUGCCACCAUUGGUAGACCAAGGCUCGAUGAUCGACUACGAUGUGGUUCUUCCUGAAUCGCAGUGGGUACCAUGGCAGAACCAGGUUCCUUCGAUUGAAGUCAACACUCACUCCAUCACUCAGACCGAUGUUGUCAUCCCGACUGUCGACACUGUACGUCACGAAGACGUGCUCUACUCAUGGCUUGCUGAGCACAAGCCACUCUUGCUUUGCGGUCCUCCUGGAUCUGGUAAGACAAUGACCCUGUUCAGCGCUCUCAGAAAGUUACCUACUCUCGAGGUGGUCGGCCUCAACUUCUCGAGCGCUACAAGCCCCGAACUUCUCGUAAAGACGCUUGAGCAGUAUUGUGAGUACAAGAAGACGCUCAACGGCACUACACUUGCACCUACACAAAUCGGUCGCUGGCUUGUGUUGUUCUGCGACGAGAUCAACUUGCCCGCUCCUGAUAGGUAUGGCACUCAAAGAGUUAUCUCAUUCCUCCGCCAGAUGGUGGAACAUGGUGGAUUCUGGCGUACAGCUACAAAGACAUGGGUUAGCCUUGAGCGCAUCCAGUUUGUCGGCGCUUGUAACCCUCCUACUGAUGCUGGUCGUACCCCACUGGGUCUGAGAUUCUUGAGACACGCUCCGCUCAUCAUGGUCGACUAUCCUGGUGAACUGUCUCUCACUCAGAUCUAUGGCACGUUCAACAGUGCUGUACUCAAGAUCAUUCCUUCUCUGCGCGGCUACUCGGACGCCCUGACAAGAGCUAUGAUUCAGCUCUACUCUGAAUCGCAAAAGCGUUUCACUGCAGACAUCCAGCCUCACUAUGUUUACUCGCCUCGUGAGUUGACUCGCUGGGUACGUGCUGUGUACGAAGCUAUCAAGCCUCUCGAAGUCCUUAGCCUGGAGGGUUUGGUCAGAAUUUGGGCUCACGAAGCCUUGCGUCUUUUCUCAGACAGACUCAUUGCCGAGGACGAAAGACAAUGGACCGAAGAAGCAGUCAACAGAAUUGCUCUUGAGCACUUCCCUAACGUCGAUGAGGUCACUGCUCUGCAGCGCCCCAUUCUCUACUCAACCUGGAUGUCUAAGCACUACGAGCCCGUCGAUCGUGAGCAACUCCGCGACUACCUUCGCAUCCGUCUUCGCCAAUUCUGCGAAGAAGAGCUCGACGUACCUCUCAUUCUCUUCAAUGACGUCCUUGACCACAUCCUUCGCAUUGACAGAGUCUUCAGACAGCCCCAAGGACAUCUCAUUCUCAUUGGUGUCAGCGGAAGUGGCAAGACUACACUAUCUCGCUUCGUUGCUUGGUCGAGCGGCCUCAAGGUGUUCCAAAUCAAGGUCCAUGGCAAGUACACAGCCGAGGACUUUGAUGACGAUCUCAGAAACGUCCUCAGAAGAUGUGGUGUCAAGGGUGAAAAGAUUUGCUUCAUCAUGGACGAGUCAAACGUUCUCGACUCUGGCUUCUUGGAACGCAUGAAUACUCUUCUCGCCAACGGUGAGGUUCCUGGUCUCUUCGAGGGUGAUGAAUUUGCUUCUCUUAUGACUGCCUGCAAGGAAGCUGCCCAGAGCAAGGGUCAGCUUCUGGACUCUCAAGAAGAGCUAUACAAGUGGUUCACGCAGCAAAUUGUACAGAACUUGCACGUCGUCUUCACUAUGAACCCUCCUACUGAAGGCUUGUCCUCAAAGGCAGCUACCAGUCCUGCUUUGUUCAACAGAUGCGUGCUCAACUGGUUCGGUGACUGGUCUGACCAAGCGCUCUUCCAGGUUGGAUACGAGCUUACUCAAUCGGUUGAUCUUGACCGGGCAUCAUAUGCCUCGCCAGACAGCAUCCCUGUCGCUUACCGCCAACUUCAGCUCCCUGCAUCUCACCGUGAUGCUGUGGUCAACUCCAUGGUUCAUGUCCACCACUCCAUGCACAAGUUCAACGGCAGACUUCUUCGUCAACAAAACAAGACAACCUAUCUCACACCUCGCCAUUUCCUUGACUUCUUGAACCAAUUUGUCAAACUAUAUAACGAGAAGCGUGAUGACUUGGAAGAACAGCAACGUCAUCUCAACAUCGGUCUGGACAAGUUGCACGAAACUACAGUCCAAGUUUCUACCAUGUCAAAGAGUCUGACUGAGAAGAACAUUGAGUUGCAAACAAAGGAUGCUGAGGCCAACGAGAAGCUGCAACGCAUGAUUGCUGAUCAACGUGAGGCUGAAACGCGCCGUGCUGCAUCACUUGAAGUACAGAAUGCACUAGUUGAACAAGAGAGAAUCGUCGCAGAGAGAAGAGAAGUAGUUCUUAACGACCUGGCUCAGGCCGAGCCCGCUGUUAUCGAAGCCCAAAAGAGUGUCAGCAACAUCAAAAAACAACAUCUGACCGAAGUCCGUUCCAUGCAGAACCCUCCUUCAGGUGUCAAGCUCGCACUCGAGUCCGUCUGCACUUUGCUCGGUCACAAGGCACCCGACUGGAAGACCAUUGUAUCAAUUGUUCGACGCGACGACUUCAUUGCCAGUAUUGUAAACUACGACAACGAGAGACAGAUGACUGGCAGUCUUCGCACCAAGAUGCAGAGAGAGUUUUUGUCCAAGGAUGACUUCAGCUUCGAGCGUGUCAACCGUGCCAGUAAGGCUUGUGGUCCUCUCGUCCAGUGGGUUGAAGCCCAAGUCAACUACUCUGCCAUUCUCGACCGCAUCGGUCCGCUCAGAGAGGAGGUCGCUCAACUCGAGGAGGAGGCUCUUCAGACGAAGGCUAACGCCCAGGCAAUAUUCUCCGAGAUCAAGAAGCUCGACAACAACAUCGCUACCUACAAGACUGAGUACGCUGCUCUCGUCAGUCAAGUCGAGGCAAUCAAGAGCGAGAUGGCUCGCGUUCAGAGCAAGGUGAAUCGCAGUUCGAAGUUGAUCACAAACUUGUCCUCCGAACGAGAAAGAUGGGACCAGACCAGCAAGUCUUUCGAUGCACAGAUGGACACCAUCGUCGGCGACGUCUUCCUUGCCGCUGCAUUCCUCGCGUAUGGUGGUCUCUAUGAUCAGCAGUACCGUAAGGCCAUGCUUGAAGACUGGGCAUUCCAACUCGCAGCGUCCAGCAUACACCACAAGCCGCAUAAUCCUAUGGCUGAAUACCUCUCUACUGCGGACGACAGAUUGCAAUGGCAGCAAAACUCGUUGCCUGUGGACGACCUCUGCACAGAGAAUGCCAUCAUGCUUCAGCGUUUCAACAGAUAUCCUCUCAUCAUCGAUCCUUCGGGUCGUACUGUUGAGUUCUUGCAAAACGAGUGCAAGGAUCGUAGAUUGACCGUCACAAGUUUCCUCGACAGCUCGUUCACCAAGCAAUUGGAGAGUUCGCUGCGUUUCGGUAAUCCUAUUCUCAUCCAGGAUGCAGAGCAUUUGGAUCCUAUUCUCAACCACGUUCUCAACAAGGAAUACCAAAAGACUGGUGGCCGUGUGCUCAUUCAACUUGGAAGACAAGAGAUUGACUUCUCACCUGCCUUCCGUCUCUAUCUCACAACAAGAGACCCUUCGGCAACGUUUGCACCAGACAUCUGCAGUAGAACCACCUUCGUCAACUUCACGGUUACCCAAAGCAGUCUGCGCACCCAAGCUCUCAACGAUGUACUCAAGUCUGAGCGUCCGGAUGUUGAUGAAAGACGUACCAACCUUGUCAAAACCCAAGGCGAAUUCAGAUUGCGUCUUCGUCACCUUGAGAAGCAGCUUCUUCGUGCUCUCAAUGAGUCUCAAGGCAACAUUCUCGACGAUGACAAGGUUAUUCAGACGCUCGAGACACUCAAGAAAGAAGCCAGUGAGAUUGCAGUCAAGGCCGCCGAGACCGACGGUGUCAUGACAGAGGUAGAACGUAUUACCAUGUCUUACGAUGUCAUUGCACAGUCGUGUUCUGCAAUCUUUGCCGUGCUCGACCAAUUGCACCACAUCAAUCACUUCUACCAAUUCUCUCUGCAGUACUUUGUGGAUAUCUUCCAUACUGUGCUUCGUGAUUCAAAGAGCAGACCUGCCGGAAGCCAUGAGAACAGAGUCGAUUCCAUCAUCAAAGAGAUAUUCAUCAGCACUUACCGUAGUACUGCCCUCACACUGCUGCAGAAGGACCGCAUCACCUUCGCCAUGCUUCUGGCACAAGCCUCGCCUCUGAAGAUGGACAAGACCUUGAUCGACAAGGUGCUGGACGAGGAUCUGAAGGGCAUCGACUUGUCGACCAACCCUGAACUCAGAGACGAAGCCAUGACACGCGCUUCAUCCAUCAGACAAUUCAAGGAUGCUCUCAGCCAAGUGUCCGAAGAUGAAUGGAGCACUUUCUUCUCAGCUGAGUUCCCCGAGAAGAACGUGCCGAUGCUUGGAGAGACAGACAACGAGCUCGACCGAAGACUUCUCAACCUCUUGCUCAUCAAGAUCCAUCGUGUCGAUCGUCUUGUUCCUGCCGCUGAAGUGUUCAUCACUUCUCUCUUUGGUGCAGCAAUGCUUGACGUCAGCGAUGAUCUCAAUCGUAUUGUCAAGGAAGUCACAGCAAACACGCCCAUCGCACUUUCCUCAUCACCUGGCUUCGAUGCGAGUUACAAGGUUGAUCAACUUGUGGAGCGCACGGCUUCUCGUUGUGCCAACGUCGCUAUGGGUUCUAACGAAUCACUGGCUAAUGCCGAUGCCGCUCUUGCAAAUGCUGCAGCAACCGGCUCGUGGGUCAUGGUGAAGAACGUGCACUUAGCUGCUCACUGGCUACAGAAUUUGGAGAAGAGAAUUGACAGUCUCAAGCCUCACCCAGACUUCAGGCUCUUCCUGUCGAUGGAGAGCUCUCCCAAGAUCCCUGUUAACCUAUUAAGAGCAUCACGAGUUUUGAGUUACGAACAGCCUGCUGGUAUCAGAGCCAACAUGCGCGAUUCUAUGGCUUCUCUCAAGGAGGCUGGAUCUCAACAGCCUGUUGAGAAGGCCAGAGUGUAUUUCCUCCUCGCCUUCCUGCAUGCUGUAGUUCAAGAACGUCUCCGAUAUGCUCCUCGCCUUGGAUGGAGUGGCUUCUGGGAGUUUAACGACAGUGAUUUCGAGUGCUCGAUCUUCAUCAUCGACACCUGGAUGACCACCGUCGCCGGCAAUCGGUCCAACAUUGCACCCAAUGCCAUUCCUUGGUCUCUGUUGCGUAUCAUGGUCACCGAGACUUACGGUGGCAAGAUUGAUAGCGCCUCCGACUUUUCGGUGUUGUCCCAAUUGGUGUCCUCUGUGCUCACCCCCGCUGCCUUUGAAGAAAACUUUGCUCUGCAGCAGGGUCUCACUGUGCCUAAUGGUACCACCAAGAGAGACUUUGAAGCAUGGAUCAAGGGUCUUCCCGAGCGCGAGCCUCCCACUUAUCUUGGUCUUGAGGCCAAUGCCGAGAAGUUGCUGCUUGUUGCACAUGCGGACGAGAUGUGUGAGGGUCUGCGCCGUGUCAUGGAAGUGUUGGAUGAAGGUGAAGCCGUCAUGGCGGAAGCUGCCGAGGUUGUGGAAAUGCAGUAG